Molecule: messenger RNA, 561 nt
Organism: Caenorhabditis remanei
Lineage: Eukaryota; Metazoa; Nematoda; Chromadorea; Rhabditida; Rhabditidae
Exons: 4
Coding region: 1-561 (186 amino acids)
Source: RefSeq, a predicted model, not a curated record
AUGUGGCAUGGCAAUGAAAAAUCACCGUCAAAGAAGCCAACAAGCUCCAGACCUCUCCAUCCGUUCCGAAUGUCUGCAAUGAGUCCAAUAAAGAUGCGCCCCGACGGUAAAGAUCGUGCAUCUGUAGGACCUCUAUCUAAGCCUCCGACGACCCUGGCUAUUACACCACUCACAGUCCCACCGACGAGCCGACGUGAACCCCCACUCACUGUGAGAGCCUCUCAAAAGAACUCAAGAGGUAAUACCAUAGCAUCCAGCUCCACCUCGACCGUGUCGAACAGAAUCAAGAGAUGUCGCCAGAUUCCAAAACGCUAUCGUAAUGCAGAGUCAGAAGAAGCGGCGAUAAGAUCCCGUCACCUCCAAAAUCUGGCAGCCAGAAGCACUAUCUUGUACAGAAGAUUCCAAGCCACAGUUGUCGCUGUUGCAACUAUCCCCGCUGUUGCAACUACCCCCGCCGUCACUCCCAAACCCCGUCCCUUUAGUCUAUUCUGUAUUCAAAUUUUGGAUUUUGGAGAUGAUUUCACAAUAAUCGAGCAGCACUCAUCAGCACCAUAUUCGUAA